Plasmopara halstedii is the source of this 714-nucleotide messenger RNA. RefSeq lists its product as uncharacterized. The coding region runs from base 1 to 714 and encodes 237 amino acids. Lineage: Eukaryota; Oomycota; Peronosporomycetes; Peronosporales; Peronosporaceae. The record is from RefSeq and is a predicted model, not a curated record. The transcript is spliced from 3 exons.
AUGAAGGCAAAGCUAAUGGUGUUUAGUGCCGCCGUGGACCCAGCAGUAGAUCUACGACGUUUUCCUUCUUUUCAAAACGAAUAUUCUUCAAUUUCCUCACUUAAUUCUUAUGAGUGGUUAAGUGAAGGUUUAGAUGGACCCAUUCCGCCAUACCAAAAUGUCAUAGCGUGCGACAAAUCGAUUGAGCCGCCGCAGUCUAUGGCUUCAUUUGUAAUACUUACUGAAGUAAGUGAGGCUGUUUAUAAUGGGGCCGUCUACCGAGGCAAUGUUGAGCAACUUUCCCUUAAGGAGCUCUGCAAAGAUCCAGACAUUUUGUUGUCGACGGUUCAAGCUCAAUAUAGUCCUCACCGGGUCUUGCUUGAUUCCAGCACGGAGGAAAAUUUCCACCACCUCCGCACCAAGGCCUUCGGGCACGCCGUACUUCUGGAGUUAAGCACUCGGCAACUGUGUCCAAAGCAGUCCCAAUACGGGCUUAAGUUACGACUGGCCGAGGCUGAUCUAGCUCUGCAAAUUAUCGCUUCUAGUAUCAAUCUGGACCCACUUAUAUUAAGUGUCGUCCUUGGAAGGGCAGCAUCGGCACUGCCACACCCGAUGUGGCUACUCUGGGAUGAUUCGACUUCGGCUGCCCUCACCACGUCACCCUUAAUGGUUUGCAUUUUGGCUGGACCUCUUCCCACUGCCCUUCGCGAGACAUUAAAAGAUCUAGGAGAGUAG